UUCGUGUACAAUCCCACGACAAACGGUCAUACUAUUGUUUUCAGACCAAUAAUUUACCAUAAAAAUGCAUUUAAAUAAAUAUAGUGAGCUGCAGCAGCGUCUUGAGAACGAGGAAUUCGAGCAAGUCGAAUUGGGAGCUGAUGUCUACCAGCAGUUACUGGCAAUUUAUCUGUACCAAAACAAACUUGCCGAUGCCAAGCUGCUGUGGAUGAGAAUCCCAAAUAAAUUAAAGGAGGACAAAGAACUGAUUCAGCUGAACCUGCUCAAUGUUGCCCUGCAAAACAAUAACUAUGCCGAUUUCUUCAGGAACAUCAAGUACGAAUGGUCCGAGAGAGUUAAAGCACCCGUGGAGGAUCUCUUAAUCAAACAACGCGAAGAGCUGUUCAAGCUGAUGGGCAGCGCCUAUGUGUCCAUCUACCAGCACAAUGUCCUGGAAUUGUCCCUAAUGUCAGACGAGGAGCUGAAGAACGCCUGUGCUGCCUUAAACUGGACUGAGGAACUGGACGGCGACCGGGUGAUCCUGAAGCCCAAGGUCCAGGAAGCGCCGCCCAGUCGCGGAAACGAUGAUCAAUUGCUCAAGUUAACCGAGUUUGUAACCUUCCUAGAGAACUAAGUUUCAAUAAAGUUUUUCUAAUAUAAA
Drosophila subpulchrella is the source of this 640-nucleotide messenger RNA. RefSeq names its product COP9 signalosome complex subunit 8 (gene CSN8). Bases 65 to 613 code for a protein of 182 amino acids. The transcript has 4 exons. The record is from RefSeq and is a predicted model, not a curated record. Gene Ontology annotation, biological process: protein deneddylation; COP9 signalosome assembly. Gene Ontology annotation, cellular component: COP9 signalosome. NCBI's taxonomy places the organism in Eukaryota, Metazoa, Arthropoda, Insecta, Diptera, Drosophilidae.